Molecule: messenger RNA, 605 nt
Organism: Salpingoeca rosetta
Lineage: Eukaryota; Choanoflagellata; Craspedida; Salpingoecidae
Exons: 2
Coding region: 17-250 (77 amino acids)
Source: RefSeq, a predicted model, not a curated record
UGCGACAUCACGGGAGAUGAAGAAGCGCGGCAUUGCUGUUGUCGUCGUCGGCUACCCGGCCACCCCGAUUGUCGAGUCCCGCGUCCGCUUCUGUAUUUCUGCGUCGCACACGCGCGAGCAGCUCGACCAGGCGCUGCAGGCGCUUGACGAGGUUGCUGAUCUGCUUGGACUCAAGUAUUCGCAGCACCACAAACCCCGCGCGUUCCGCGACAUCAAGCAGAUCGCCGCUGCCGCUGCCGACAAACUCUAGCACGCGUACGCACGCGCACGCACUCGCGCAUUCGCACGCACGUCUGUCUCUGCCUCUCGCGCACAUGCAGACUCGCACUCGCACUCGCUCACACACUUGCAGUCGCAUGCUUCUUUGAGCGCUGCUGUUUCGCCUUUGUAGCUUUCAUUCUCAUAAUGUUCUUUGUGGUUGUUGCUGCCGCUGCUGCUGCUGCUGUUGAUGGUGGUGCUGGUGGCUUUUGUUUGGCCAUUCUAGUUUCGGGUGUGCUUGGUUGUUCGUGGACAAGCAAUUGCACGAUGAGAGGGGGGCGAGGGUGUCUGUGCGGUUGCAUUCAUACGUUUCGGUGCAUCAGAUCAUAAACUGUGGCUUGGUUGUA